AUGUCGCACGUCACGCAAAUCCCAGACGCCUCUUCUGCACUGCACCGCACCGAGCACCUGACCAUCCCAUCAUCCCUGUCCAGCCUCGCUAUCCCAAGGGGAAAUAGCACAGAGCGUACGCAAACGCCGACUGUUGAGAAAGUGGCACCACUUCAGACAUUCACAUUGGCACUGACACUAGCACUGACACUGGCAUUGACACUUGGCAUGGUCCAACCACGCCCCAAUCACGACUAA
Molecule: messenger RNA, 237 nt
Organism: Penicillium nucicola
Lineage: Eukaryota; Fungi; Ascomycota; Eurotiomycetes; Eurotiales; Aspergillaceae
Exons: 1
Coding region: 1-237 (78 amino acids)
Source: RefSeq, a predicted model, not a curated record